GAUUGCAUUUAGUCGCUUUCGGGCAUAAUUGCAGUUAAUUGGAGACGUUGAGCUUAGAUUUUAUUUGAUUGCUCCGACAGAAAAACUCAUAAGAUGGCCGCUUCACACAAGAAAAAAAAACAUAGUCUUGAAUUUUGCCCUUGGCAAUCAAAAUUAAGAGAUGUGAAUCAGCGAUUUGGUUACCUAUUGGAAAAAGGGAAAUUUGGCGACUGUGUCGUUAUAGCCGGCAGACAUAAAGAAAGAUUCCUCUGCCAUAAGUUGAUUUUAGCAAUAGUAUCACCAAAGUUCGAAACGAUAUUCUAUGAGGAUGGAUUAAGCGAAGUAGAAUAUGAAGAUGUCAAUGCAGAUGUAUUCAGAUAUGCUCUACAGCAUAUAUAUAUGCAAGAUGAAGUUAAGACGCCGUUUCCUUAUGCCCUUGCGGGUAAAUUAUUCUACAUGGCAAUGAAAUUUAAAAUGGAAUUUUUGCGUGUAACACUUAUUCGUAUUUUAAGUAAUGCUCCAUGGCCAGUGGAACACGUUCUAACCAUUUAUAAUUCAGUUAAAGUUUACAGUGAAAGCCUUAUGCUAUCACUCUCCAUAGAUCAUAUUCAAAAUUACAAACUCGACUUUUUAUUUCAUUCAACGGUGUACAAGCAGGAAGCGGUAGUAUUCAAAUGCGUUAUCCAGGCACUUCAACGUAGAGUGGCAGAAAUUCAUAUAUUUCAAGCGAUCGAACGUUAUUGUUUAGAAAAUAAUUUGUUCGAGGAAGAAUUGGAAAUAGAAGAAGGACCAGAAGGAAUUGCUGACCCUGACGUAAAUGUAGUCGUAAAACCUGAAGAAAUAUCACCAAGCACCAGCUUUAUAUUAAAUAUAAGCGGACCAGAACUAUGUGGCUCAAAUACGUUUCAAAAUCGUAAAGCUUUAGUUAAAGAUCUCUGUGACCUAAUCAAUUUUCGUGGAAUGACUCCAACGGAAUUUGCUGCUGGACCAGCCACAUCCAAACUUCUGACUCCUGAAGAAAGUUUCUCCAUAUUAAUAAGCCUUUGUAAAGAACACAACUGUAAGGAUAUCAAUACGAUUUUUAAUUUUAGUGGCGCAUCUAUGACCUAGUACAAUGUUAGGAGUAUAUUCAGUGCCCAUUUUUUACAUUAAACACACAUCGUAUUUGUUUAUAAUGAAAAUUUGUCACAUAUAUAUAGUUUUUUUAUGUCAUACA
This is a messenger RNA of Teleopsis dalmanni, 1195 nucleotides long. RefSeq lists its product as uncharacterized. Gene Ontology annotation, molecular function: protein binding. The coding region runs from base 94 to 1089 and encodes 331 amino acids. The transcript has 3 exons. Gene Ontology annotation, cellular component: cytosol; P-body. The record is from RefSeq and is a predicted model, not a curated record. Gene Ontology annotation, biological process: neurogenesis. Lineage: Eukaryota; Metazoa; Arthropoda; Insecta; Diptera; Diopsidae.